Rhincodon typus (whale shark) is the source of this 10524-nucleotide messenger RNA. It is a transcript of the gene svep1, whose product is annotated as sushi, von Willebrand factor type A, EGF and pentraxin domain containing 1. NCBI's taxonomy places the organism in Eukaryota, Metazoa, Chordata, Chondrichthyes, Orectolobiformes, Rhincodontidae. The transcript is spliced from 44 exons. Gene Ontology annotation, molecular function: calcium ion binding. The record is from RefSeq and is a predicted model, not a curated record. Bases 1 to 10524 code for a protein of 3507 amino acids.
AUGCGGCUGGCUGGGACACUCUUCGUGUUUCUGCAUGCUGCUUGCUGUCUUGCCUCUUAUCACCCAUUUUCUUUUCAAAGGAGCUUCUUAAAGGGAAAGACCUUUGAGUUGAAAGAGCAUCGCAACAGCUUGGCCACAGCUACCAACAGGGUGCUAAAGCUGGGCACAGUCUUCAAACGCAACGUGCGCAAGCUGAGAGAGAAGAGUCUCAACCUGGAUUUGGUCUUUCUGGUGGAUGAGUCCUCCAGCGUGGGCAGUGCCAAUUUCGACAACGAGCUGAAGUUCGUCAAGAAGCUGCUGUCGGAUUUCCCGGUGGUGCCUUCCGCCACCCGGGUGGCAAUUGUGACCUUUUCCUCCAGGAGCAAUGUGGUGCCCAGGGUCGACUACAUCUCGGCCCCCCAAUACCACCAGCAUAAGUGCUCUCUGCUGAACGAGGAGAUCCCUGCCAUUAACUACAGGGGAGGUGGCACCUACACCAAGGGAGCUUUCCAGCAGGCAGCACGAAUUCUGCAGCAUUCACGGGCCAACUCCACUAAAGUGGUGUUUCUCAUCACUGAUGGUUACUCAAAUGGUGGGGACCCGAGACCUAUCGCUGCUUCCCUGCGGAACCUGGGGGUGGAGAUCUUUACACUCGGCAUAUGGCAGGGCAACAUUCGAGAGCUGCAGGAUAUGGCAUCACAUCCCAAGGAGGAGCACUGUUACAUUCUACACAGCUUUGCCGAGUUUGAAGCAUUGGCUCGAAGAGCGCUCCAUGAAGAUCUUCCCUCUGGUGACUACAUCCAGGAAGACCGAGCCCGCUGUUCAUUCCUCUGUGAACUGGGCCAGAACUGCUGCGAUGAAAUGGCAAGCUGCAAGUGUGGCACCAACACUGGCCAAUAUGAGUGCAUCUGCGAGAAAGGCUACUACGGCAAGGGAUUGCAGCAUGAGUGCACAGCUUGUCCAUCUGGGACAUACAAGGUGGAAGCAAAACCUGGUGGAAUCAGCACCUGCCUGCCAUGCCCUAAUGAGAACUAUACGUCCCUACCAGGGAGCACGUCAAUUAAGGACUGUGUUUGUAAGGAAGGAUUCAAACUUGUAGGACACACAUGUCAAGUGGUCCAGUGCCCCAAGCUACAGCCGCCUGAGAACGGAUACUUCAUCCAGAAUUCAUGCAAUAACUAUUACAAUUCCGCCUGUGGAAUCCGGUGUAAACUGGGCUUUGACCUAGUGGGAACCAGCAUUCGUCUGUGUCAGUCCAACAGCCUCUGGUCAGGCUUGGACGCCAACUGCAAAGUUCGCGCCUGCCCCAGGUUACGGAAGCCUGAGCAUGGAUCUCUAAACUGCUCUGCUGACGGCACCUCCUACAAGACUGUUUGCCAUGUGACCUGCAACAAAGGCUACGUGUUGGAGGGAAGAUCAAAACUCACUUGCCUGGUGAACAUGCUGUGGGAUAGGAAGGUGCCAAAAUGCGUUGAAAUCCGUUGCCCAGCCAUCCAAAAGCCGAAUGGAGUGCUGGUUUCCCCCAGUGUUUGCAGGAAAGCUGCAAUGAAACCGGGGAGCAUGUGCAAAUUGAGCUGUCGUCACGGUUACAGCCUGUCCGGAAUCAUGGAAGAAGUACACUGUAUGAGCAACGGCAAGUGGAAUCAGAUGCUACACAAAGCCUUUUGCCGAGACAUCGAGGCUCCUCAAAUCUACUGUCCAGAGGAAGUCAAGGUGGCAACUUCAGAACAUCAAAAAACAGCAAAUGUUACCUGGCAGCCACCAAAAUCAAACGACAACUCAGCUGAUGAGGUGUCUUUACAAGUGACUCCUGCAGUGGUUCCGCCUCAUCUCUUCCCAAUUGGAGAAAUCACUAUCACCUACACAGCAACAGACAAGAGUGGAAACAAAGCAAAUUGCUCCUUUAAUAUAAAAGUUAUCGAUACUGAACCCCCUGUGAUUGACAGGUGUCGUUCACCAUCUCCCAUCUUGACACAUGACGAGACGUAUCAGGCUACAUGGGAGGAACCACAGUUUUCAGAUAAUUCAGGUGCUCCAGUGAAGAUUAAGAAGACCCAUUCGCUUGGAGACUUUUUCCCACGUGGAGAGACAGUUGUUCGUUACACUGCGACAGAUCCUUCUGGCAAUAACAGGAUCUGUGAUAUUCGAAUCAUCAUCAGAGACACAGUUUGUGGAGUGCCUUUCACUCCUCUGAAUGGAGGCUUCUCUUGCGUUGCUGAUGAUCUGCGUGUGAAUUGCACUCUGUACUGCUUUGAUGGAUAUGGACUUGCUGUCGAAUCUGUUGAAAAUUAUUAUUGUGCCCAUGAUGGCUUGUGGAUUCCAGCUGCCUCAUCUGUGAGGCCUGACUGUUCCGUGGAACGCUUCGGGAAUAACGGCCAGAAGAAGUUUGAGGUACAGUACAACGUAAAUCGAUGUGAUGACUUCAUCCUGUUGGAUAACUUCGAGAGGACUUUCGGCAACGCCUUAACUGAAACGGUUCCUUCCCUGUGCAGCGAUGAUAACGAUGUUGAAUGUAAUGUGGAAGAUUCACCCAAAGCACAGUGCCUGGAGUACAAUUAUAACUAUGACAACGGUUUUGCCAUCAUCGGGCCAGAAAUAUGGGGAGAUAAUUAUGAGCCACUGAGCGAAAUGGAAUACUCUUAUGAACCGGUGAAAACCUCCAGAUUACAGAAAAGGUCAAACAGACAGAAGCCUGUAACUGCAGCUCCUGAUCUGCUGUCUCUGAAGACAAAGAGGAAAUAUAAGCGGAGAGUCAACUUCAACAUUGCAGAGACAGACCAGAAAAUCCACCUUGUAUUUAAUAUCAGUGCCAGUGUAGCGUUGCCUGAUGACAAAAAUGCUACGGCAGAAUCAGAUAAUCAAAGGCGACUCUUUCACACAUUGGACCAUGUUUCGAGACGGCUGAAGAGGGCAUUGGACAGUGACCCACUUUACCAAUUCUCUUUUGCCUCUGAGGUGGUUCAGUCAGACAGCAAGUCACUGGAGAGCAGUAAAGCAGCUUUAUUCUGCAGACCAGGCUCUGUGUUAAAGGAACGUAUGUGUGUGAAUUGCCCAGUGGGGACAUAUUACUCAUUGGAACACCGUGCUUGUGAAAGCUGCUGGAUUGGGGCCUAUCAGGAUGAAGAGGGACAGCUGGAAUGCAAGAUGUGUCCCCCUGGCACUUCGACUGAAUAUCUACAUGGCAGGAGCACUGAUGAAUGCAAAGGUCAAUGCAAACCAGGAACAUAUUCUUCAAAUGGCCUGGAGAUGUGUGAAUCUUGUCCAUUAGGAACCUUUCAGCCAGCAUACAGUGCAAAGAGAUGCAUUUCGUGUCCAGAUGGUUUGACCACAGUGAAAAGAGGAGCCAUUGAAGUUUCUGAGUGCGGAGUGCCAUGUUCUGCAGGACACGUUUCACGCUCUGGUAUAAUGCCUUGCUACCCUUGUCCCAGAGAUUACUAUCAGCCUGAUUCAGGCAAGUCAUUCUGUCUCGCUUGUCCAUUCUAUGGGACAACCACCAUCACUGGAGCCACCUCUCGAAGUGACUGUUCUGGUUUCAACUCUGGAUAUAUAGUGGAGUCAGCAAGUCAACUCAUACCAACCCCUCUGGAGAAGAAAUCGAUGCUUGUAGCAAAUCAGGAGUUUAAUGAAUGCUUCUUGCAACCAUGCCAACAUAAUGGAAGCUGUGAAAGUGUUGGGUCAGGUCACAUUUGUGUGUGUCAGCCUGGAUUUACAGGCUCUAACUGUGAAACAAAUGUCAAUGAAUGUGCAUCAGACCCCUGCCAAAACAAUGCUGCUUGUCAGGAUGGAGUUGGAAGAUUUGUGUGCUUGUGCCAGCCCGGUUUUGUGGGUAUUCUAUGUGAGCGAGAGGUAAACGAGUGUAUCUCUCAACCAUGUCUUCAUGAUGGAAGAUGCAUUGAUGGGAUUAAUACAUAUUACUGCAAGUGUAUGGAUGGGUUUAAAGGUGUCCACUGUGAGCUUGAUAUUAAUGAGUGCCUUUCAACACCAUGUCACAACAAUGGGACGUGUCACAACCUGAUUGGUGGAUUUCAAUGUACAUGUCUGGCUGGUUUUUCGGGAGAGACGUGUGAAGUUAAUAUUAAUGAAUGCACCAGCUUGCCCUGUUUGAAUGGAGGGUCAUGCAUUGACGACAUCAGCACCUUCAGAUGUCAGUGCCUGCCAGGCUACACUGGUUUGGUCUGUGAAUUAGAUGUGAAUGAGUGUGAGUCAAAUCCAUGUCUGAACCAUGGGGUUUGCGUGGACGAUCUAGCCUCGUAUAUCUGCAACUGUCCACCGAGCUUCACUGGAACUCGAUGUGAAACAGAGUUAUCCUCCAAUUUUAACCUGGAUUUUGAAGUUUCGGGGAUCUACGGCUAUGUUUUAUUGGACAAUGUAUUACCAACGCUCAGUGCUCUUACCUGCGCUUUCUGGAUGAAAUCAUCUGACACCACAAACUACGGGACUCCCAUUUCCUAUGCCCUGGGCAAUGGAUGUGACAAUGCAUUCCUACUGACGGAUUACAAUGGCUGGGUAUUAUACGUCAAUGGCAAGGAGAAAGUCACUGAUUGUCCAUCAGUAAAUGACGGGAAGUGGCACCAUAUCUCCAUCACCUGGAAUAGUACCAAUGGAGCAUGGAGAAUUUAUAUAGAUGGGAAAUUCUCCGACGGAGGGAAAGGCCUUUCUACUGGAGCCAGUAUCCCAGGUGGUGGAGUGCUGGUGCUUGGCCAGGAGCAGGAUCAGAGAGGCGAAGGCUUUAAUCCUGCAGAGUCUUUUGUGGGUUCCUUGAGCCAGUUAAACAUAUGGGAUUAUGUCCUUACACCAGAGCAGGUUAAGUUCCUGGCCACAGCUUGUCCUGAUGAUCUUAAAAAAGGGAAUGUGUUGGCUUGGCCUGAUUUUCUGUCAGGAAUUGUUGGAAGAGUGAAGAAAAAUUCCAGGAGUAUUUUCUGUGCUGAUUGUCCCAAGUUGGAAGGAUCCCAGCCCAGUCUCAUAGUGUCCAGCUCUGACAGGAAGCCGGGAUCAAGAGUUGAACUGUCUUGUGAAUUAGGUUACCACCUUGUUGGAGACAGUGUGCAACAUUGUCAAAACCUUGGAGCUUGGAGCUAUCCAAUUCCCUACUGUGAAAGAAUCAAUUGUGGCGCGCCUCCUUUCCUGGACAAUGGGAGCUUUGCUGCUGAAGAUUACCUCUUUGGCACUGCUGCCUCCUACCUGUGUAACAACGGUUAUUACCUGCUGGGGGAUUACAAACUCUUUUGUGCCGACGAUGGACAUUGGACUGGUGUUGUGCCUGUCUGCCUUGAUCUUGAUGAAUGUGCAUUAGGGUCAGAUUGUGACACGAGGUCUGAAUGCAUCAAUACUGUUGGGUCCUACACUUGCACCUGCAGGCCACCAUAUACUGGCGAUGGAAAGAACUGCACUGAUCCAAUUAGUUGUAGAGAUCCUGGGAGACCUGCUCAUGGAUUGGCUCAGGGCGAUGUGCACUUUGUUGGAAGUCAGGUGACCUUUUCUUGUGAGGAAGGAUACCAAUUGAAUGGCACUAAGACUGUCACAUGUCUAGAGGAUGGACUGUGGAGUGAUACAAUACCUCAUUGCCAAGCACGAUCCUGUGGGAUACCUGGUAUUCCAACAAAUGGUACAACUGAAGGGAUUGACUUCACCUUUGGUGGAAAGGUGGUGUACAGUUGCAAUAAGGGAUAUGUGUUGUCUGGAGCAGCAGAAAUCUCUUGUUUAGCAAAUGGUAGUUGGAGUCAUGAAACACCUACUUGUGAACCUCUGAUGUGCCCUACCCCACAGGAUACUGACAGUGGUAGAUACGAUUUGAACGGGAUCACGUACCUUUCUACAGUUUCAUACACCUGCGACAGUGGCUAUCAAUUGCAGGGACCAUCGACACUAACCUGUAACAGCACUGGCCAAUGGAAUGGCACCGCACCAGUGUGUGAGAUCAUUUCCUGUGGGGUUCCACCAACACUUCCCAAUGCUUUCAUUAUCGGAAAUAACUUCACCUUUGGAAGCUCAAUUUCCUAUGGCUGCAAGGAAGGCUAUACAAUGAUAGGUUCAGAGAGUAAGGAGUGCCUGGCCAGUGGAGAGUGGAGCUUGAGUACCACACAGUGUGUUCCUGUGUCAUGUGGACCAGCUCCAAACAUUGAUCAUGCCCUCCCUGAAACAGGCCACCAGCUGUACGGGGACAUUGCCAUCUAUUACUGCAUGGAUGGGUACAGCAUCUCGGGCAACUCACAGUUGGUCUGCAAUUCCCGAGGGGCCUGGGCGUCCCCUGAAGGACAGGCUGCACCCUAUUGCGUGGCAGACUUCUGCAAGAAGCCACCAUUUGCACCCUACGCUAUCCUGGAGACCAUCGGCAAGGAGAAAUUCACAGCCGGCUCUCAGGUCACUUAUAAAUGUGCAGAAGGCUUUGUGCUGAACACCUCAGCCUCCAUUGAGUGUAUCCGGGGUGGUGAGUGGUAUCCAUCACCAUUCAGCAUACAGUGCAUCCCCGUGCGCUGCGGAGAGCCUCAGACCAUUGAGCGGGGCCAUGUCAGAGGGCACAACUACAGCUUCGGGGCCAUUGUGGCCUACACUUGUAACACCGGCUUCUAUGUUAAAGGCAAUAAGAAAAGGAUGUGCCAGGCCGAUGGAGAAUGGAGCGGGCAGCUGCCCAGUUGCCAGCCUGUGUCAUGUGGAGAUCCCCCUCGUGUUGCAAAUGGCAACAUCGAGAUAAAAAAUGGCACCCUGUUUCAGAGUAAAGUCAGAUACUAUUGUAAUCAUGGCUACCAGUUGGUGGGCAGUCCCAUUCGUACCUGCCAGGGGAAUCGGCACUGGUACAGUGAGUCAUCACCUUCCUGUGUGCUUGUAAACUGCGGGCAUCCUCCAAGCAUUGAACACGGGCUUUUCAAGGGGUCAGAUUCCCAUCUAGACUCACAAGUUGAACUCUACUGCGAGGAAGGUUAUGCUGUCUCUGGAGAUCCAGUGUUGACCUGCCGGGGUGACGGCAAAUGGGGUGGAAACCGGAUGCCAGAGUGUCGUCGGCUAAGGUGCCCGGAGCCAUUGGCCCCAGGGCAGGAGAGUCACCUGAUUGUCCAUGAGACAGAAAAGACUGGGAUCAUUCGGCUAGAGUGCAUGGAGGGGUACACCUUAGAGGGGCCAACGAUUUUGAAGUGCCUGUCCUCUCAGCAGUGGAAUAACUCCUUUCCAGUUUGCACACCUGUUAUUUGUGGGAGGCCCCCAGAGAUCCAAUACGGCGAGGUUUUAGUUUCUGACCUUCACUUUGGCAGCGUUGCCAACUACACCUGCGCUGAUGGAUUUGUAGUAAAGGCGAAGCCGUUCCUAAUUUGCCAAGCCAAUGGAAAGUGGGGCUCCCCUGUGCCAGAAUGUGUGGCAGUGGAAUGCCCACAGCCAGAGCUGAUUGGCAAUGGAAUUGUGGACAUCCAGGGACUGACUUACCUUGGCAAAGCCGUAUACACAUGUAAGCCAGGGUUUCAGCUGAUGGGAAAUACCACUGUGAUUUGUGGUGAAGAUGGUAAAUGGCAAGGGAGAAGGCCAAUCUGCAAACCCAUUGAAUGCCCUGUUCCCCAAGAAAUAGCAAGUGGUAGAGCUGAGUUUGAGAAAUUGUACUAUCGAGAUACCGUCACAUACAUGUGCAACACGGGCUUUAGACUGGAAGGCCAGGAAAGACUGACUUGUUUGGAGACAGGUCAAUGGAAUGCGAAGGCCCCUGUCUGCAAGCCCAUCAAAUGUGAUCCACCUCAGCUUAUAGAAAAUGGUUUUGUUGAAGGCUCUGAUUACAGCUUUGGAGCUCUUAUUUUUUACAGCUGCUUUCCUGGCUUUCACUUAAUUGGGAACUCCAUGCACAUCUGUAAGGAAUCAUCCUGGUCUAGUGCUCUUCCUUACUGUGCACCCAUUGACUGUGGCCUCCCACCUCAUAUCGAUUUUGGGGGCUACGUGGUCAUCCCAAGUCAGGACAGACAAGGCAGUGAAGGACUUGAAAGCUACGUACAGCCCAGCCGUCAGGAACGCGACUCUCGCACCAUGAGCAACCUCCUCACAUCAGACCUUGGAACAAACAAUGGUAUUCCAACUUCUGCUUCACAGCAAAUGAGUUCCAGUAAUGGCAAGCAAAUAUGGAAUACUCCAUCAAACUUAGACCUUCUGCAGUCUUCUGAGUUCUUUAGUGGCACUGUCAUUCAUUACUACUGUUACAGUGGCUACAAGCUCUUAGGGUCUAAUGUGCUGGAGUGCCAAGAAGAUGCCUCAUGGAAUGGAAGUGCCCCAUCCUGUCUACUGAUAGAGUGUGAGCUCCCAAUUAAGCCAGAACAUGGACACAUUACUUUUUCAAGCAACCUGGUUGGGAGUGUGAUACAAUAUGUGUGUGACCCUGGAUAUGAGCUUGUUGGUUCAGCUACUGGGUAUUGUACAUCGCGUAGUGAAUGGAGUACUGCAAACCCAGCGUGUCAACUUAUAUUGUGUGGAGUCCCCAGCCAAAUUGCAAAUGGCUUUGUGAAGGGCAGUAACUACACUUACACCAGUGUGAUUGUAUACGAGUGCAACUCUGGAUUUUCACUUGUUGGGAUCAAGAGGAGAACCUGUCAGGCCAAUAAAGAAUGGGAUGGUAUAGAGCCACAGUGUGUCCCAAUCUCCUGUGGGUCACCUCCCAUUCCCAGCAACGGCAACGUGACUGCAGGAGAUCAUACGUUCCAGAGCAUGGCCAAUUAUAGUUGCAAUUUUGGUUUCCUGAUUCAGGGGGAUCAGACUCGCACCUGUCUUGCUAAUGGGAGUUGGAGUGGGGAGAUGCCGGAAUGCAGCUUUAUAGCAUGUCCACCACUUGCAGAUAUACGGAAUGGGAAAGCCUUAGGAUUUGAAUUCACGCUUGGGAAGGAAAUAGGAUUCCAGUGCAAGGAUGGUUACCUAUUGCAUGGCGCGCCCAGUAUCGCGUGCCAGGAAGAUGGAAAGUGGAGUGAUGAGGCACCACAGUGUGUGCCCAUCAGCUGCGGACCUCCAGAAGAUAUCUCCUAUGGAUUCAUAAAUGGGUCUAGGUUCAGAUUUGGUGACUCUGUAAAGUACAUCUGCUUUCUCGGAUACAAACUCACAGGGACCUUAGUUAGACAUUGUCUACAAAAUGGCUCUUGGAGUGGCAGUGUCCCAGAAUGUGAACCAUGCAAGUGCCCACAGCCAGUUGUACACAAUGGAUUUGCUACAAGCCACAAUAUUGCCUGUGGCAGCAUAAUAUCCUUCCAAUGCAAGGAAGGUUUCAAGUUGCUGGGCCCCUCACAGGUUCUGUGUGAAGAUGGAGGCUCUUGGAAUUCGAGCCUUCCGUACUGCGGCCGGAUUUCUUGUGGCACACCUCCAUUGAUUCGCAAUGCAUUCUUUAACGGAAGCAGCUCCGUGCAUGAAAAUGCCAUAGCCUACAACUGUUUGCCUGGCUACACCAUGAAGGGGAAGCCAGCGGUUUUCUGCACAGAAAGAGGGAGAUGGAGUCGACCAUACCCAACAUGUGUGCCCCUGCUCUGUGGUCCUCCUCCACCAGUGCAGAACGCUGCUAUAACAGGAGACCUGCACACCUUCGGGAGUAAAGUUGGUUAUAGAUGUUUCGAGGGUUAUGUAAUGGAAGCUGAGAAAGAUACAAGAACAUGCUUAGAAGAUGGCUCUUGGUCCAAUCACAGUAUUCUGUGCAAUCUACAGACUUGCCCUCUGCCAAUGAGCAAAAUGGCAAAUGUUGUUGUUUCUGGAACACAAUUUACACUUAAUGAAAGUAUUAUCAUCUCCUGUGAAGAAGGAUACAGACUGUCAGGAGCAAACCUGUCUGUCUGUCAGAAUGGUUUCUGGAAUCCACCAAUUUCAGAUAUUCUGUGUCACCCCGUAUUGUGUGAGGAGCUACUCCCUCCAUUGCAUGGCUCAAUUAAGGGAACCAGCUACGUAUAUCAAGACAGUAUAACUUAUCAAUGUGAUAACGGCUAUGGGUUACAGGGCAAUGUGGAGAGAUUCUGCCAAGCAGAUGGGACAUGGAAUGGAACAGAGGCUUCCUGUCAGAGAAUCAGCUGUGAACCGCACUCAGGAGUGGAUAAUGCAGUGAGUAUUGGAACUGGAGAUUCGUACAUGAGUAACAUCACCUUUGUUUGUAAUGUUGGUUACCACCUUGUUGGGCCUCAGAACAUCACCUGCCUCGCUAAUGGAACCUGGAGCCAACCUCUUCCUCACUGCGAGGAAAUAACAUGCGGACCACCAGUUCAAGUUAAAAAUGCCUUUGUACGAGGAUUGCUUCACCACGUGGGAGAUAUAGCAACAUACUCCUGCUAUGGUGGAUACAUGCUGGAAGGGUCUCGAGCAAGUAGUUGCCUAGAGAAUGGAACCUGGAGCAGACCCCCCAUUUGCAGAGCUGUCUGCAGGUUUCCCUGUCAGAAUGGUGGAGCCUGCGAAAGACCAAACACAUGCACUUGUCCCGAAGGAUGGAUGGGGCGUCUCUGUGAAACCCGUGAGUAUUACAAGGCUGCAUCAUUCUGCCAUCUGCAGUAUUACUGUACCACGGAGUACCGCAUGACCAACUUGAUUAAAAUUAGACUCUGCUUAAUGCUCCUUUAA